This is a messenger RNA of Cladocopium goreaui, 2355 nucleotides long. Lineage: Eukaryota; Dinophyceae; Suessiales; Symbiodiniaceae. The record is from the annotation of a GenBank genome assembly.
ACAGCAAAUGUCAAGUGCGUCAUGGCAGAGACAGAGGGCCUCACAGUUUGCCACACGGCGCGUGUGGCAUUGCGCGCGCAGCUGCGCUGCGGAGAGGCACUUGGUGGAGACGAAGAGGUCGCUGACGAAGCUCAGACUCAGUGCUGCAAGAUCUGUGGCGCUGCUUGGCAUCCCUGCCUGGCCCAUGCCAGUGACGAGAUGGUGCAGGCCUAUGACCUGUUGGAGGUUCAACACCUUGGACCACUGACGACCGACUGGCACGAGGUGCCGCUCGCUUCAGAUUUGGAGGGAGAACCUUCAAUGUCUUCACCAUUGAGAAUUUGUGCUGCUCUUUGCGCAGAGGAGAUGGACACCUCCCGUUCUCGGAAACUGAGUCUGGAGCUGCGAGUUGUUGCGGAUCCCUUGGAUUUGGCUCAAAGAUCUCGCUUCGCCAUCUAUCCGCCGUGGCAGCUGGGUCCGCAGCUCCGUUUCUCCUGGCGAUUGGAGACUAGGCCCAAGGUGGAGCCCGAGCCGACCACGCGGAAUUCCGUGCCUUUGAGGCUGCGGCGCCCGCGGAGUCUACCGGGCAUUGGAGGCGUGAGUGGAGGCUUUGGCAGCGGCUCCAGCUUGGAUAUUGACGGUGGGUACAUGGAGAAGGAGUGCACGAUCCAGGAACCUCCUCCCCAGCCUUUUCAACUUCUUUCCAACUGUUUGGAUGCAGAGGCGGAAGUGCCAGACGGGCUACUCUUGCCUUUGCGGCAGCAUCAGUUGCAAUCCUUAGCAUGGAUGCAGGCAUGUGAAGCCCGAAGCGAACCUUUGUUGCUGGGUGCCAGCAGAGAGUUUCUUCCUGCAGUGCAACCUCCUCAUGCUGCACAACAAAUCUUGGUAGAGGCAGUACGCUGCCGUGGCGUAGCGCGGGUACAGCGAGCCUUUAAACCCAAAGGUGGUCUCCUCGCUGAUCAUGUCGGCUCUGGAAAGACCGCCGUUACCUUGGCAUUGGUGGCUUCUGAUAGAGGCAGUGCCAAGCGGAGCCUCCACCGGUCAUUGGUUUUGAUGCCUGGACGUCUCUUGCAGCAGUGGCAGCAGGAGGUCACCAAGUUCUUGGAACCAGGGCUGGUGGAUGUGCAGCUAUGGGAUGGUCGAGAAAUCUCAGAUCCAGGCGCACGUCCUUCGCUGCUGUUGGCACCCAUCGAGCUCUUGAGCCCAAAGCGGCGUCGCGAGGAUGGGGACGGAACAAGAGGUAUUGCUGACACUCUCCGAAGUCUCAGUCUCUCUCGUAUCGUAGUGGACGAGUUUCACGAGAAUCUGGAGUCAGCUCUCCGUUUGCAGGAACUUAAAGAUACAGAGACGGCACUGUGGGGGCUCACUGGGACACCGUGCCUGGAUGAUUUCACCAGUGUGGCGAAGCUGGUGAGGGCCUGCAGCGAUGUGGACCUUCUGGUCUUCCGGCGCCAGUUGGAUGCCAAAGAUUUAGCACAACGAGCUCUGGAUUACCUGGCACGAGCAAAUGGCGACUUAAAGGGUUUGGAGGUUCAGGAGGAGUUGGUGGCCCUGUACCACACCCCCGCAGAGCGUGCCAUCUACGAAGGUGCCGCCGCUGCAAGGCGUCGAAGAUCCGAGAGCGAAAAGAAGGAUGAAACGCUCGGAGCUGAACUUCUGCAGCUGUGUUCCCACUUCCGUCUCCAUGGUCCGACGGAUUGCGACGCGGAAACGGAAAGUGCUGCACUACUGCGCCGUCGAAAAGAUGCCUGCGAAACCUCCCGAGCUUGGCUGUUGCUGGCUGCGCAACGGAUGGAGAUGCACAUUUUGCAGGCCCAGCGCGAGGGAGUCCUUCCCACAGUCGUAGCGGAGCAGUAUGCACAGCUUCUGGUGGAAGUGGAUGGCAAACCAUACAGCGGUUUCGCUGCUUCAGAGCAGCUGGUGUCACAGGUGGCCGGGGCCAAAGCUGCCCGCCAGGGCACCAGCAAGCGCAGCAAAAGGCAUGAGAGGGAUGCUGACGACUUGAUUCUACAGGCCAUUUUGGAGAUUCGAAGUGGCCUUGCCGUUGAGGACUGGAAAGAGUCCUUGGAGGCGGUGUCGAGUGACACCAACGCUUUGGAGCUUCUGGAAGAAGUGAAGCAGGCGAAAGAAGCUUUCAGGCAGAGGAGUCACGAGCAUGCCUUCCUCUCGGCCAUGUUGGAUGCUGCAGAAGCGCAGAACUUCCAAUGCCCGGUCUGCCUCAAUGACUUUCCGCCCACCGAGCGAGCCAUGCUGGCUGCUUGCGCUCAUUUAUUCUGCCUCCGCUGCGCUGGGACCCUCGUCAGGACUUUGGGCGUUUCGUGUGACCAGGUACUGACAGGUACUGCAAUUCAUCGCAUUUUGUGUACCAGGUACUGA